Molecule: messenger RNA, 525 nt
Organism: Echinostoma caproni
Lineage: Eukaryota; Metazoa; Platyhelminthes; Trematoda; Plagiorchiida; Echinostomatidae
Source: the annotation of a GenBank genome assembly
AUGCUUGCGGAAAAAUUGGCCACAUUGCCUCGCAACAAAGGUCCUGCCCCGCGACUGCCUCCGACAGAAUCUUCUGGUGGCGGUGGUAGUCCUUCGGAAUUUGAAGUUCAUUAUGAUUACUCCCCACGUGCUCGUCAUAGAACUAGGUUCGCCAAAUUUGGCAAUGCUUCAGCGUCUACAAUCAGCAACACAAAAUCUCCGGACGAGCGACCAUUCGGUCCUAAUAUGCCAUCGCAUAGUUUGAGUGCAACAAACUCUCCAGCGUCCGUCAGUCAAAAUCCUCUACAUCGGACCACUCCUUCCGUUGUCGAAUCCGAAUUGUCAAAUUCAGAGACCCCACCCGAAUUAUCGCGUUUAGCCGAACUGAUGCACAUGAGUCUGUGUGGUGGAGUUGAUCGAGAUUUCAGUUUCAACUCAUCCGGUUCGAAACACGCAUCGCCUGCUCACUCGAACCGAUCCGUGACGAUUUCGCUAUCUCCCAGUCGGCUGAAUAGUAAGCUUUNGCCGAUCAAACGACCAUAUUGA